Messenger RNA from Orbicella faveolata, 912 nucleotides. RefSeq lists its product as uncharacterized. Gene Ontology annotation, biological process: DNA integration. The record is from RefSeq and is a predicted model, not a curated record. Lineage: Eukaryota; Metazoa; Cnidaria; Anthozoa; Scleractinia; Merulinidae. Gene Ontology annotation, molecular function: nucleic acid binding.
AUGCAAUGCCAAGAACUGUGGUGGAUCAAGCAAGCUCAACAAUCAGCCCAGCAGCAAGCCAACUUCCAAGCGGACAAACGGCAGCUAAACCUUCAGGAAAAUGACCAGCAAGUUUUAGAACGCCGAGGACACAUUAUGGGAGAAUAUCCAAUUUAUCUGCCAGACAACCAUCCCUUCACCGCGAAGUUGGUCUUCAAAGUGCACUUACCUACCCUGCAUGGAGGGGUUGGUCUCACUAUGGCUAAGGUUUGUGAGAAAUACUGGGUGCCCCGGCUACGACGCCUAGUCAAGAAGUUCAGAGGAAGCUGUCACGGGUGCAUAAGAUUCCAGGCCAAAGUUUACCAAGCACCACCACCAGGAAAUCUACCCACAACCAGAAGAGGGUUCAAGGCUGUUCCAAUGAGCCUCAAGAGAUUCGUGGCUCGAAGAGGGCGACCGGAAACUACCUAUUCCGACAAUGGUUCAACGUUUCAACCUGCCAAGAAGUGGUUACUGAAGGUUCAACAAGAUGAAAGAUUCCACGAGUUCCUAUCCAAUCGAGCCAUCAAGUGGUGUUCUAACCUGAGUCGUGCCCCAUGGUGGGGAGGUCAAUUUGAACACCUUAUUGGCCUCUUCAAAACUGCAUUUUACAAGACCAUCAGCAACGGGACCCUCUGCUGGUCAGAGCUAGAAGAAGUCGUGCUUGAUGUUGAGGUUGCUUUCAACAACCAGCCCCUGAGCUACCUUGAAGAAGACAUCCAGCUUCCUGUGUUGACCCCAAACUCCAUGCUGCACAUCAACUCGAGCUACAUUCCCAAAUUACAACCCCAUCAUGUGCUGGAUAAGGAUCUGAGAAAACGAGCCAAAUUCCUUAUGAAGUGUAAAGAAGUGAUGUGGAAACGAUGGAUGGCAGAAUACGUCAAAGACCUUUGA